AAAAAAAACUGUCCCUCACCUCCUUUCCAACAAUUUCCUACCCUUUCAUUUCAUUUCAAUGCAAUCCCCCAACGGAAAUUCGUAACUCAUAAUCAAUUUCCAUUUGAAUUGUGCAACUCUUUUCAGACCUUUUCUUGUUCCAUUCUCAACUCUUUCCCGUCACUCUCUCCGGAUCUGAACCUGCAAUGAAAUCCUUGAUUCUUGUGUCUAACAAGUACUAGAAGCGGUUAAAAGUUUAAGGGCCUUGCUUCAGCAAGUUGGAUGACAAAAUUUAUGUGCUGCUCACAUUAUGGAAAAGGACAACUCUGGUGGCAAGAAUGCAACAGUUUCUCUGAUUGAUGAAAGACUAGGGGAAAUUACUGAUGGAAUUCAGAAAGUUCAGGGGAAACCUGAGGAGACACGAAGUCUGAAUGUCAGUAAUUACAAUGUUAUUAAGUUAGAUGAGGUUAAUGGACAAGACAGAUCAGGUGAUGACAGGGAUCAGAAUGAAGCCUUGGCAUCUAGAGCUGUUCAGGACAAUUUAGGUGAUAAGGAAAAACAUGUUAAAAAAUGUGACAAGAUGGAUAAGGAUAGGGAAUCAUAUUCUAAAGCACUAGAAGAAAUGUAUGAGACUGCAAAAGCAGUUCAUUUUGAUGAGCCAGAACCUGUCUUUGAUGGCACAGAGGUUCCUGGGAUGGAGACCAAACUAAAUUCAUCAACUUGUUCCUCGGGUUUUAAUCUGGAAGAGGGAUAUAUGUGGCCCGAGAAAGCAGUGGUGCUUAAAAAUUUUGUGAAGGAGAAGGGUGCAGUGGCAGUGACCAAUGUCUUGCAUCACCUUUCUAUUAAAAGAGAUGAUGUUGAAAUGGGCACUGUUCGUGUUUAUCAGGGUGCCCCAGGUUCUUCUAAAAUCGGGGAACAAACUGCAGAAAGAUCUGCCUGGAAUCCCCUAAACUAUAUUAAGAUGUCAUGUACAGCUGAUGCAGGAUGGAAAGCUGAACAGGGGGAGGAUGACACUGAAGGAUCACUUAUUCCUGUUGUCACAAAAGGAAAAGUUUUGUUAUAUACAAGGUUAGGAUGCCAAGAUUGUAGAGAAGUUAGGUGGUUUCUGCGCAACAAAAGACUUAGAUAUGUUGAGAUCAACAUUGAUUUAUAUCCCAGUAGAAAAUUGGAGCUAGAGAAGUUAUCUGGAUCUUGUGCUGUUCCUAAGGUCUUCUUUAAUGAAGUACUGAUUGGAGGCUUGAGCGAACUCAAACACUUAGAUAUGUCUGGCAAGCUUGCAGAGAAGAUUGAUUUUUUGAUUACUGAAGCACCGUCCACUGAAGCUCCUUUAUCACCUCUUUCUGGUGAAGAUGAUGUUUCUUGUAAAGGGCCUGUUGAUGAGCUAGCUCUAAUUGUCCAAAAAAUGAAAAGAUAUAUUGUUGUUAAGGAUAGGUUCUACAAGAUGCGCAGGUUCACUAAUUGUUUUCUAGGUUCUGAAGCGGUGGAUUUCCUAUCAGAAGAUCAGUACCUGGAAAGGGAAGAGGCUGUUGAAUUUGGGAGAAAGCUUGCCAGUGAACUGUUCUUUCGACAUGUUCUUGAUGAGAAUCUAUUGGAGGAUAGUAACCACUUGUAUCGGUUCUUGGACCAUGAUCCUGUCGUAUCAACUCAGUGUCACAACACUCCAAGGGGUAUGAUUGAACUGAAGCCAAAGCCCAUCACUGAAAUUGCAUCAAGAUUGAGGUUUCUGUUCUGUGCCAUUUUAGAAGCCUAUGCAUCAGAAGAUGGAAGACUUGUUGAUUAUAGAAGUGUUCAUGGAAGUGAAGAGUUUGCAAGGUAUUUAAGAAUAAUUCAAGAGCUCCAAAGAGUAGAUGUCCAGGACAUGCAAAGGGAGGAGAAGCUUGCCUUCUUCAUAAACUUGUACAAUAUGAUGGCCAUCCAUGCAAUUUUAGUGUGGGGUCAUCCUAAUGGUUCAUUGGAAUGGAGGAAGCUGUUAGGAGACUUCAAGUAUGUUGUUGGUGGGUUCACAUACUCGCUUUCAUCUAUUCAUAAUGGCAUUUUAAGGUGCAAUCAAAGGCCACCAUUCAAUCUUUUGAAACCAUUUGGUGUCAGAGAUAAACGGUUACAGGUGGCUCUACCAUAUCCUGAGCCUCUAAUUCACUUUGCCCUUGUUUGUGGUACCCGAUCUGGGCCUGCUCUUCAAUGCUACUCUUCCAGAAAUAUUGAUAAAGAGCUGAUGGAUGCAGCUCGGGUUUUCAUAAGAUCUGGUGGACUUACUGUUGAUUUGAGUAGCAAGGUUGCAUAUGCUAGUAAGCUCCUUAAAUGGUUUAGUGUUGAUUUUGGGCAGAAUGAGAUAGAGGUAUUGAAACAUGCCUCAAAUUACUUAGAGCCAACUAACGCAGAAGCUUUCCUGGGGAUAAUAGCUGAUUCUCAAUUGAGGAUUAUAUAUCAGCCCUAUGAUUGGGGAUUGAACUGUUACAGUUAGAAAAAAUUUCCCCUUUUCCAUACAUCUCAUAUACUUAAUCAUAAGGGUUCCCCUUUCGUAUAAAAUUUUCACCAGGGUUAAAACUUGUAGAUUCAUUGUUUUAGAAGAUAUCACACCAGUCAGGCUUCAGUUUUAUUUUUUCAACAAAGUAAUUGUUUAAUCUUCUCUUUUAGAUUCAUAGUUUGGUUAAUCUACAUAUAUUUAUUGAAAUGUGUUAUACAAAAAUAAUACAUGGGGUUGGGAUGAAAGUUUGUCUUGUUCUUUUCCCUGAUAAGUUUGGGGGAGCCUGUAACUGAAUAUCAUUGUGCCAUUGGCUACCUUCGGGAGGUUUAGGGUCUAUGACAUGUGUCAGUUAGGAACGUGAGUGUUGUGGCCGUUAAGGUUGUUAGGCGGUAAAGUCUGUUACUUGUUUUAAAAACUGUUACUCCAAUUACUGCAGGAGGGAAGAUGCAUUGUAAGAUAUGCAUGAAUAUAGCACAGGUUUUGAUUCAAA
Molecule: messenger RNA, 2933 nt
Organism: Gossypium raimondii (Peruvian cotton)
Lineage: Eukaryota; Viridiplantae; Streptophyta; Magnoliopsida; Malvales; Malvaceae
Exons: 7
Coding region: 290-2440 (716 amino acids)
Biological process (GO): intracellular signal transduction
Source: RefSeq, a predicted model, not a curated record